This is a messenger RNA of Wyeomyia smithii (pitcher-plant mosquito), 5590 nucleotides long. RefSeq lists its product as uncharacterized. The transcript is spliced from 4 exons. The coding region runs from base 1524 to 4670 and encodes 1048 amino acids. Gene Ontology annotation, cellular component: nucleus. Gene Ontology annotation, biological process: regulation of transcription by RNA polymerase II. The record is from RefSeq and is a predicted model, not a curated record. Lineage: Eukaryota; Metazoa; Arthropoda; Insecta; Diptera; Culicidae. Gene Ontology annotation, molecular function: RNA polymerase II cis-regulatory region sequence-specific DNA binding; DNA-binding transcription factor activity, RNA polymerase II-specific.
UUUAGCUUGCUAUAGAACGCCAAUAAUGAGUGUAUUUACUUGCAAUAGAUUUGCACGCCCAUAUGGCAGGUAAACAACCGAAUUCAAUAUAUUUUAUACCGCCAGAGGACAAGGCUUUUAAAUGCUCCACAACAAGCUCACCUUUUGCUUUCAUUCUACUGGUUAAUAUGUGCCAGUUUAAUGAGUUCUUAUGUUUUUGUAUAAUAUCUUAACUUUUUCAAUUUAAGAAUGUGUCGAUGUAAUGCAUUCAUACAUAAGAGUAUAAUACACCAGAGGGGAUUCACUGCUGUCAAAUUUCAUAUAUGUGUGCGUUAUCGCAGAUCAACUCUGGUCCAUGACGUUUGUUGGUCCGUGAUGUUUGUAACUAUGAACAAUAAUGGGGGAAAAUCACUACGCAACACUUUUAUGAAAGUUUACCGCGGUUUCUCGAGUUUUGAUAAAAAAACGUUCCAAUUCUAUAAUAUUUCAUAUCGAUCAUUUUCAUGACCAAAAGGAACAAAAACCAAAACAAACGCUAUGUUGUCGAAUAUGUUGGUUACACGAUGUUUGACAGGUAGAUCCCCCCUGUAAUACAUCUCUCUGACACCGUAAUCCCAUUCGCGUUGACGGUGUUGCUGAUAUUUGUUUGGUUUUUGCAUGCGAAAAAGAAGGAAGGAAAUAUUUUUGCUUUUGUCAUCACGCACAUUUUGACAGUAACAUAUGAGUGUUCACGUAGGUGCGAACAGCUUUCAAAAUCUCUUCCAACGCGAAUAACCCGAAUUACCUAUAGUUUGACAGUACCCCCAUUAUGACGAACCCCUCGAUGCCGAGCCCCAAACAACAAUGGCCGCAAAGGAAAGACAUCUGACGUGCUCUUCACUCCCGUUCAGUGUUGCCUAAUCUAUCGAUGUCGCUGUUUAUAGCAGUGUGAGGCACAGCAGUGUAACAUGCCAUUUCAUUCCCGCGUAUACAAAAGUACAGGCUACGAACGUGUCAGGGAGGUGCAUUCAUACAUAAGAGUAUAAUACGUAUAAUACGAUACAUUUCAAAUCGAAUGGCAUCCCUGCACCAGCCUUGUCGUUUAUUCUGGCUUUUCUCCGUUUGAAGGCUGACUGCUGGUGAAAUGUGUAACAAACACAACCAUACAAUCCAAGCUUGACAAGGAUAGGCCAAAACAUACUGUAGGCUGAAGUGGCGUGCUGCAGCUUGUACUAUGGUAUCGGCCACAUAGUUCGGAAAGAAUUGCGAAGUUAUUGUGUGUAUUCAACACUAGUAACCGAUUUUGGAUCGGCGGUCAUGCUUACCGCUGAAUGGAUAUUACAACAGCUUAUUAAGCUCAUUGUACUACUACAUGCAAAUCGAUCACUCAUGUUCAGAUAGUGACCAGCAUUGAUAGCAAGGCAGUAGACUAUCUCACCCACAGUUAGCGCAACACAAGCAUCAUUCAAUAUCAAUAGAUAUCUAUAAUUUAUUGAAAGGUUUUUGGAUCUCCCACAACAACAACUAUUCAUCAGCAGCAGCAGCAACAACAACAACAAUCCACAAUGCAGAUGAAUGCAGUUCGAAAGAUUAACAGUCUCCUGCAGAGCGGCGCCGUUAGUGUGACCGGUAUUUCCGGUAGCCAAGCCCGAAUGCUGCCGAAAAAACCAUUGAAUAAUCAACAGACUAGCGUUUCAAUAACCACCACCAACAGUUAUGUCUCCAAGCAGCAGAAAUGCUACGUUUGCGGAGACAAUGCUGGUAUCAAUGCCACCCUUUUGACGGAAGCGUCCACUGCCACGUCACAAACCGAGUUUACUUCGAAGAUAGCAAAAAUAGUUGGUGAAGGAUACAUGGUCAUUAUUGGAACCGACGACGUCGUGUGCAGGCGGUGUAUAACGCUCUUCAACCAAAUGGAUAAACUUGAAACUGAUCUAGAACACGUACGGACUACGCUUACAAAUUAUAUUCACAAGAAAUAUAAUAUAUUAGACGAUGACCCGGGAAUCGCUCCACCGCCCGCAAAAAUACAACGUCUCGGAAGCGGUACUGUGGGCGGAACGGCUGCUACGACAUACAGUAUAAAGACCGUAAAUGACUCAGGGCAAGAGAUAACCGACGUAUCCAGGAAAGGCAACACUUCUGGUACACUAUCGGAUCUCACAAAUAGUGGCAUAGAUAUCGAGAGUCAAUUGUCAAACAUGUUUGAUAAACCGCAACAAAUUGUUACACAGCAGGUACAGCCACAACAGCAACAAAUACAAACGACAAACAAUGGAGCGAAUAUCAGUAGCAGUUCGGCACAACAGCACACGCCUACCGCAAUUAUUCGUCGAAAUCCGAUAAAAAUGUAUAAGUGCAUGUCUUGCGAUUUCAAGACCCAGGAUCUUACCCAGUUCCAGCCUCACUAUGAACAAUGUAAAGCGAAUCAGCCACCUGCAGCACCAACUGCCACAACAACAACAACGACAACGUCGUCCGCCUAUCGUUGUAAAUUGUGCAAAAAGAUCUUCGCCUCUGUAGCGCUACUAAAGCAGCACAACGCCCAGGAGCAUCAAAAUACCGUACAACAGCAGCAAGCACAGCCUACCGAAAUCAAAAUCGUAGAACAGCCAAGCCCAGCAUCGGCUGUAACACAGCUAUACGCCUGUAAUAUGUGCACUUAUAAAACUCCAGACAAGCAAAAUCACGACGACCAUCUUCGGAAACACAUAAAGCUGAAACCAUUCAAAUGUCGUGUGUGUUUGAUGCGAUUUGAAACCCGCGAACAGGCUUCUAUUCACGCGAAGAAUCAUCAGCCUGAUUACUUCAAGUGCGGCAUAUGUAACGUUACGUUCAACAAACGUGAAUUGCUAAUGAAACAUUUAGAAACUCACGAGAAUGUUAAAAAACACGUCCCAGUACAGAAACACACUACGAUUACGACAGUUCAGCAGCCGGUAGUUCAACAACAGCAGCCACAACAACAGCAAAUUAUCCACCAACAGCAGCAGCAGCAGCAUCAAUCGCCACAAAUUCAUAUGAAGAAUGAAAUGCCAGUGGCAGUGAAUCAAGUGGCCGAUUCUUCGACGCAGAAGCUACUGCAGGCAACAAUCGACGAAGCGCUACGAGAUACGAUUGGGGAAACUAUCGAUGCCAAAUCGAUUCAAUUUCACUCCUGCAAUACUUGCUCCCUGACAUUCCUAAAUGAAAAGUUAUACACUCAACAUAUGAAAAUGCACUCCGGCAGCGCCGGUGUCCAGGCACCAAUUACUGCAACUGGUAACCAAACGAUUGGUGGAACAACUAUUACCAGCAGUAAAAAAAUGGUAAAUACGAAUGCAGCUCUUAACAAUGGAGGCCAGCAGGAACUUCACGGCAAACUGCUUGCGCCGGGCGGUGGCGGUUCCGAAACAGCACUCACCACUAGCCAUAGCAUCUCGGAUGGCGACCUCGAGAGUAUAUUCGAGAAAAUACACUCGGAUAAAAGCGAUAUUAACGCGAGCGAUAAUUUGGUCAUCACCAGUCAGGACAAUGCUAGCGGAAAUAUAACGUACAGCAUUACACUUGCCCAACAGGGUCAGCAAGGUCAAACUUUUGUGCAGCAACAAUCGCAGCAUCAACAGGCAGCGGAAUCGACGGAUAGCAAAUUGGUUACUCAGAAUCAGACCAAGCAACAGACUGGAGUCAGUAUCGAUAUGCCUACCUUAGAUCAAGGCGAUGAUCAGCAACAGCAAGGUCAAAUUCAAACCAAACCGGAAACCAUGAAUAUGCCCGUUAGCAUGCCAAGCUUAGACGACGAUGGCGAACAGUCACAAAAUAGUCAGAACUCUAACGCGGAAGGAGUCCAUAUGGAACUGGAAGGCAUGCAGGAUGCCGAUGGUCAACCUAUAAAGUUUAUUUUGAAUGAAAACGGUCAGAUCCUUCAACUGGAUAAUCAUAUCCUGACUACAGAUGCCGAAGGAAAUCAGAUUCUUGUGCAGGGCACAGACAGCGAACAGAUUCAACAACUGUUGCAGAGCGUUGGAGUAGUAAUGCAAAGUGGAGAAGGACUGGGUGAAGGUGAAACGUUACAGAUGAUUAGUGGUGAUGGUCAAACGGGGCAAAUGAUACUAGUACAAGGCGCUGAUGGGCAAGAGCAGUUAAUUGAUGCUUCGCUGUUGAACGCGGAUGGAAACAUUGUAAUUCAGCAAUCUCAAGAGGGUGAACUGAAUGCUGAGGGAACACAUAUAACAACUGAAGAUGGUCUUCAGAUUCCGGUGUCAGUGGCGUUCACUACUUCCGGUGAAGUAGAUCAAGAGGGUAAUUUGACAGUAUCUAUGGCUGGCGGUGAAGGUGGAGAACAGCAGAUUCAAUUGCAUUUGCAACAAGCUGGUGACGAACAGCAGGAAGGCGAGGGUCAGCAGGCUAUCCUAACCGAGGGUGGACAAAUAAUAUUGCAAACCCAAGAACAGGUGGAGGAACAGCAAAAACAAGAUAACCCAAAUGAGCGAGUUCAGAGCACAGUGAGCAGUGGUACUAACGCUGGCUCAGGCCCAGGUACUGGUGGAAGCGGUGUAACUGCAGCAAAUGUGACAACGACUGCAACCGGUGCCGAUGAGCAGGGACUGUUCAACUUUGAUGAGCUCAUCCAACCUCAAGUCGUUAUAAAACAACAGACGGAAAUGUCCUCAGAAGAAGACAAAAGUAACAAAGACGCAAACAAACCUGACCAGAAAAACGAAUCUGUCUGAACACAGUUUGCUUCUUAGUCCAGUCUUAUAAGUAAGGGCAGAAAUCCACAAAAAAAAACUUGGUCUUGUUUACAAUAUUCACAGCCAGCACCCUAGGCGGAACCGAAGUCCCAAAAAACAUCAUCCUUAUCCACCGUAGGCAUCAGUUGCUGGAUGACCGAUAUCGGUAAGCCUCAUAAUAAUUGUUUUUACUUUCAGCGAAGUUUAGUAUCAACUCAUUUCUUUAAGUAUGAUGGUACACUAAGUUUGAGAAUUAUUCUUAAAGUAGGUUAAUAAAUUGAACACAUGAGUACAGUAGGUUGUGUUCAAUGCACACAUCUUAAAAAAUGAAACAUGAUUAAUAUCAAACACUGUAAAUAAACAUUUGUACAUGGUUGGUAAGUGUUUAAUAGGAAAGUAAUGGCAAAAACUGAGUUUGUAAAUUUAUCACAUAGAAUAAUCGAAUCAAAUCUAUGGAAAAAUGAUCAGAAAACCUUAACACGGAAUUUUUACUUUUUGUAUUCUUCUAGAUUUAAGGUUUGAGAAUGCAUCGUAGAAAUAAUAAUCUUACUAUUAUAGUUCAGUUCACUUUUAGUAACUUUUUUUUUCUUCUAUACAACUACGUUAGUAUGCAGUAAUAAAACAGUCAUACGCCGCACGCUUUCAAAAGAUAGCCGAUUAUUCUCCGGCACACUCGAUUCAGAUAGCUUCUUGAUCCGUUGGAUUUAUUUACGACUUGUAUAAAACAAAUCUCCAAAACAUAAUAAAGAUAAAUAAUUAAGAAUAACAUAGAAGUACUGAAAUCAUACACGGAUGCUAUUUUAAAGUUUGAUUUUGAGACAUAGGCUACUAUAACUAAUACACUAUCAUUUUAGAACAAAUAAUAAGAAUAAACAUUCAAAUUAACGUUGAAUCGAGAUACCGUAGAUUUUCAAAAGGUA